Molecule: messenger RNA, 943 nt
Organism: Chelonus insularis
Lineage: Eukaryota; Metazoa; Arthropoda; Insecta; Hymenoptera; Braconidae
Gene: Blos3
Product: Biogenesis of lysosome-related organelles complex 1, subunit 3
Exons: 4
Coding region: 71-571 (166 amino acids)
Cellular component (GO): BLOC-1 complex
Source: RefSeq, a predicted model, not a curated record
UGUCAAAAGAGUACUAUUAUUUAUGUUUAUGUUGAUAAUCUAAUAGAAUAUAGUUAUCUAAUUUAUAACAAUGAAUACAAAAGCAAUUGUUAUCCCUGGAGAAGCCCCAGAAUCUGACGAAGAAACUCGAGAAAUCCCAAUUGGUUUUACAUUUAAAUAUAUGAAAAAUAAUGCGGGAAAAAUAAUUUCUGGAGAAGCAACCGAAUCAGAUGAUGAUGGUGCAAGCUGGAGUAGUGCAAGUGCAGCAUUUGAAGUAACAACUUGUCCUCCUUACAUGGAUACAAGAUUACCAAGUUCAAAAAGAAAUGUUAUUAAAUAUAAUAGUCUACUUCAUAAAAAACUAUAUGAGUGCAAUGAAUCACUAAGAACCAAUGUAAUUAGUGUAGCUGAAGAUACCAUAACGAACGGUGUCCAAGAGCUUAUGGGAAUUAAUAAGCAGUUGGUAAAAAGUGAACUCACUGUCCAAGAAGCUGCUUGUCAACUAAGAAAUGCAUCAGCUCGAUGGAAUGAAGCAUCCAGUAGUCUUUUCCAACUUAUAGAUACUAAUUUUCUUAAUACCAUUAGAACGUAAAUGCUCAAUGAUAUGUAAGAUAACAAAACAUCACAAGUAUAACAAUUCUUGAUAAUUUUAUACUACUUCUAAAGUUAUUAUUAUUACAAAGUUAACUAAUUUUUAAUUUUAUGUUUACUAUAUAUAAUUAGCUGUCAGCCAGCGAUGCGAGACAUUAAAUUUAAUUAAAUGUUAAACAUUUCAGCAGUUAUUAUUGAGCAUCAAUUGGAUUGGUAUUUAUUUCAAUUAAUUGGUGGCAGUACACUUUGCUAGAUCUGUUUACUAACAACCCAUAAUUAUGACUUAGUUACCGUUAAAUGUAUGAAUCUUUUGUAAAUUGAUUUUAUCUUACGCAUCAUAAUAAAUUUAUGGAUAAUUUGUUAUCGUAUAUAU